Molecule: messenger RNA, 826 nt
Organism: Syngnathoides biaculeatus (alligator pipefish)
Lineage: Eukaryota; Metazoa; Chordata; Actinopteri; Syngnathiformes; Syngnathidae
Exons: 3
Coding region: 1-768 (255 amino acids)
Source: RefSeq, a predicted model, not a curated record
AUGUUUAGGAAGAUAAACCACGUGUUCCGUCCCAACCACCCCGGGCAAAGAGAGCGGGACGGGUUGGGGCCGGACUACCACAGCGCCUGUACGGUCAGGCUGGUCCGCAGCACCUCCAUGCUGCUGGUUGGGGAGGGGACCCGAUGUUCCGGGGGCACCUCGUUGAAACGGAGCAAGAGCACCGUGAGCGUGGAGUCCACCUCGUGCGACUACCACAGGCAAGAGGACCGCGUGUGGCUUCACUCCCACGAGCAGAACUGCCUGGAGUACCUGCAAGCGCUGGCGGCUCUGCGGCGGCGCUACACAAAGAACGCGAGCGACCUGAGCAGGGGCGACGCCGAGCCCCCCGUGUCCUCCGAGAAGGAUGAUAAAAAACCAGUACCGAGAGCGAACCCCUCGGCGCUGCCGGUGCCCAAUUUGGAGGACGCGCUCCAUUUCCUGGACGAAGUGAUUGCGAGCUGCGACGGCGAACCUCAGCGCAAAGCCGACAUGGAUGACGGAAACGCUGACGUGGACUUUAUAGUAGCGUCCAGCUCAGCGGAGCACGACCUCCACUCCAACUGGGUCCUGCGGGUCCCCCGGGUGCCUGGCGACCCGGGCGUGCGGCAGGAGGAGGUUCUGGGCCGUGCCAAAGACAAAGUCCUCAAUAAGAAGAACACGAGCGGGUCCACCAGCAGCAGGUCACGCCUGCAGAGGAACCCCAUCCAUCUACCCAAAGUGGUGGCGAGUGCGCUGCAGACGCUGCGCUUCAAGUACAAAAAGUCCUGAAGACGAUUCAGAAUCAGAGUCAGAAUCGGAAUCGGCUGAUUGAUGGUGCAGGGAUGAG